This is a messenger RNA of Guyanagaster necrorhizus, 1509 nucleotides long. RefSeq names its product peptidase C14. The record is from RefSeq and is a predicted model, not a curated record. The coding region runs from base 441 to 1412 and encodes 323 amino acids. Gene Ontology annotation, molecular function: cysteine-type endopeptidase activity. Lineage: Eukaryota; Fungi; Basidiomycota; Agaricomycetes; Agaricales; Physalacriaceae. Gene Ontology annotation, biological process: proteolysis. The transcript is spliced from 13 exons. Gene Ontology annotation, cellular component: cytoplasm.
CUGGUGGGAAGCGUUCAAUUGCCCCUUGCUUCACGGAACCGAUGAAAGCACCCCCCUCCCACUCAAUCUUCCGCAUCUAUGCUUCUCUCUACUUUCCCUCUUCCCCAUGAUGGGCAUUCGGAAAGCUCUUCGAUGUCCUACUCUCCCAACGUAGUCGCUCAACACACUCUGUUUGAUCCGCCUUCACAGCUGGUUCGGGAUGGCUGUGCGUCGGACCAAACGUCUAUCUUCCUAUUUGUUAGCGGGCUUGGCCAAGGUUUUCACCUUCUCCCAACUUCACCUCCUCUCUCUGGCAAUGCCGUCUUUGUCACGCGGCUUUGCUGUUAGCUGUUAACGGCAGCAGGACUUAUACCCUCAAUUCUUCGCUCCAGCAUCCACUGCCUCCAUAAUCUAUUCAUUUAUCUCCUCCAAUUUACUUUCAAUUCGGACGACCUUUCCCCAUGCAUUUUCGUGUGCGUCGUUCACGAACGUUGGAGUAUUUGCUUCAAUCGUCCCUCUCUGUCGCCUGCUGCCCAAAUCCCCGACCUAUGGAGGCUAAGCCUGUAGCUCGAAAGGCCCUCCUUAUCGGGAUCAGCUAUGCUUCGGAAGUAUAUAGGUCGAAGCCAGAGAGCCAGAUGCCGGGCGCCCUCGCUGACGUUAAGGAAAUGUAUGACAUUCUCAUCGAUAAACCCCGCCAUUUAUGGCCUACCAAGGCCAACAUUGAAAGAGCAAUCAGUGAUUUCGUAGGCGGGACCUCGUCCGGCGAUAUCUGUUUUCUAUUCUAUGCCGGGCACGGACACCAGAUCUACAACCCCUCCAGCCCGGAAACGGACAAGCGUGACAAGCACAUUGUGCCUUGUGACGCCAUCGAUCCUGAUGUGAUGCCUCUUGUAGCCGUGGAUGCGAAACUGACCGCGGUCUUCGACUGCUGUCACAGCGGUACAGUUCUCGAUCUCUUACACUAUCGCUGUAACGAUAUCACAGCCUGGAAAAGGACUGUCUUCUCAAAGACGUCUGUCAACUUGAGCCUGAUCGUCCCUUGCACGCUCAACUCGUUCGCGCCCGGUAUCACCUCAAACUGGGACCCGUGCAUUAGGGACUGCGAAGGGUUUUGCUUGCUCCCAAAGCGUAGAGGCUCCGGAUACGUCAUCUGCAUCUCGGCUUGUUUGGACGAAGAGCUCGCUUGGGGCGGCAACAAGGGAGGGUCGCUGACGAGGGCUCUGAUCCAAGCACUACAUCAAGACCACCAUCCGACACUCAAAGAGCUGAAUAUUUUCAUAGGCGCUAGAGUCAAAGUGUACGUCAACGCGAUAAUAAAGAAACGGAGGGGCAAGGAUGCGAAGGAAAGCCUUCCAAAGAUUGCUCAACAUCCUCAAGUGAGUCACCACUUUACCCGGCUUUGUCCUUUCAUUCAUUUGAUCGCAGUUCUCUAGCCUUUGGCCCUUGGUAUGUCAAAUUUCAUAGGCUGAGCUCUUACGUUGUUGCUGAAUGUUUCUAUGCAAGGACAUGAACGAACAACGUUUUCUGCUU